Cladocopium goreaui is the source of this 2886-nucleotide messenger RNA. NCBI's taxonomy places the organism in Eukaryota, Dinophyceae, Suessiales, Symbiodiniaceae. The record is from the annotation of a GenBank genome assembly.
GUGCCGCCGGCGCUGUCACUGGAUGCUCUACUAGCUCAGCUGGAUGAGGAGGAUGCCAGUUGCGUGCCGGAGGCGAACGUUCCGAAGUCCAGAAGUCGACAGGAACUGCAGGAAUCGCGACCAGAGAAGACAAAUCCACGAAGGCCGUAUUACUACGACCCCCGCUUCUCAGAGGCCUCUUCAGCGGCACACCGACGCAGCGAGGCCUUCGAGAACAUCCAAAACCAAUCCCUGCGAGAGGAUGCUCAAACCAUCUCGCGGCAGAAGCCAAGGAGCGCUGAAACGCGCAAGCCUAGCCAUUGGAAUUUCAGUUUCAAUGUGAACCGAGAGGUGGUGGGUGCUGAGUUGCUGGAGAUGGGGGAGGAUGGAGAGCUUCAGCCUCCAGCCCAAGAUCCCAAAAGCCUGCCGCGCACAGGUAAAGGAAAAGCGGAGCCUCUGCCUGGCCUUCCCGGCCUUCGGCAAGGGCCGUUGAGGACCGAGCCGGGCUUAGCAAGGCCUGGAAGCACAGCUCUGCACACUUCCGACUUAGCCAUGGGGUGUCAAGGAAGCAAAGAAGUGGUGAAUGACGAAGAAAGGCUGUCUUUCCUUUCCAAAGUCGAGCUCUUCAAACGAUUGCCACGGGACGAGUUGCCAGCAUUGGCAAAGUCGGCUGUAGUGGUGUCGUUCCAAAAAGACAAGGCCAUCAUCAAGCAGGGCGAUGAAGGCCACGAAUUCUUCGUCAUCAAGAAAGGAUCUGCAGGUGUGGAUGUGAAUGGCCAGAGAGUUGCUACUCUCAAGGCUGGCGACUACUUCGGGGAGAACGCCUUGUUGAGAGAUGAGCCCCGCACAGCGACCAUCACCGCAGCCAGCGACGUCCAAGCCUUGAAGAUCACUCGAGAUAAAUUUGUGAGUCUUGGCCUUCACACCAAAUUGGAGUUUGGCAAACGAGGCGCUGUGGGUGGUGGAGCUGCAGCCAAUGCCGAGAUCAAACCGCCCAGCAGCAAAAGCGACGCCGAGAAGCAAUUGAUUGCCAAAGCACUGAAGGAAAACGUGAACUUGAACACGAUCGCGACUUUGGAUGAUGAAAGGGUGAAAGCGAUCGUGGAUGUCAUGUGGAAGGAGGAGGUUCCCAGUGGGAAGGCAAUCAUUCAGCAGGGAGACCUGCAGGCUGACUAUUUCUAUGUGGUUCAGUCUGGCAGUUUCCAAGUCUCCAAGACCGAAGCUGCUGCAUCUGCUGAGAAGGUGGCCUCUGCUGCGCUUGGCACAAUCGAGGCCGGCGGCAGCUUUGGUGAGCUUGCUCUGCUGUACUUUGCCCCUCGUGCCGCCACGAUCACGGCCACUGCGGAUGCCGUUGUCUUUGUGACAGCUCGUCAGCAGUUCAAGGAGCUCCUCAUGAAGGCCAACCAGCGCGAAACGGAGGAGAACAUGAAGCAUGUGAGCCGCUGCGAUUGCUUCGCCGCACUGAAGGAGUCGGAAAAGAAGGAAUUGGCUGCUGCGUUCCUCGAGAUGACUUUCAGCAAGGACGAAUUGGUCUUUGAACAAGGCGAGCGAGGAACGCAGUUCUUCCUCUUGGUUGAGGGUGAAGUCAGUGUUGUGAAGGAUGGGAAGGAAGUGUCCAAAAUCAAGGCAACUCCAGAAAAGGCAACAUACUUUGGUGAACGAGCUCUGCAGCAAGAUGAACCUCGUGCUGCCACCAUCAAGGUGAUUUCCCCUACCGCCAAGACUCUAUGGAUUGACAAAGAGUCCUUCGAGAUUCUCAUUGGUUCUUUGGAGGACCUGAUGAAACGCGGCAAGGACGGCACUGCUGCGGUGAAGAAGGCCACGGUGGCUCCAAAGGCUGGCGAUUCGAAGCGCUUUGGAAACAUCAAAUUCAAGGACCUGAAGAAACUUGGACUUCUUGGAUGUGGUGGCUUCGGGGCAGUGGAAAUGGUGGAAGAUCUGAAGACGAACGAGACGUAUGCUUUGAAGAACUUGAGCAAGGGCUACGUGGUGAAGAGUGGCAUGCAGAGCAGUGUCAUCAGCGAGAAGAACGUCCAGUUGAUGUGUGAUUCACCAUUUGUGGUGAAGCUCUACGAAACCUUCAACUCCGAUCAACAUCUCCACCUGCUGCUGGAGCUGGCGCUGGGAGGUGAACUCUACGCCACCUACAACAAACGGAAUCUUUGGGGUCAGGAGAAAUGCGCGAAGUUCUACGUGGCGGGCACCGUCUUCGCUUUCGAGCACCUGCACGGAAAGAAGAUCAUCUUCCGAGAUUUGAAGCCUGAAAAUCUGCUCUUGAAUGACAAGGGCCACGUGAAGCUUACGGAUAUGGGCCUUGCCAAGGUUUGCCCAGGAAAGACCUACACAACCUGUGGCACACCAGAUUAUUUCGCACCUGAACUCAUCGCAUCGAAAGGCCACAAUCUGGCGGUGGACUGGUGGUGCCUGGGGAUUUUAACCUUUGAGCUCUGCUCUGGGCACCCGCCCUUCGAGUCCGCCACACCCAUGCAGAUCUACUCCAAGGUGCAGAAGGGCAUCCAGAAGGUGGUCUUCCCCAAGAAGUUGAAGGGAAACAUCGAGGCCUUGGUCAAGGGCCUCUGCAACGCCACGCCCAGUGAACGGCUUCCGAUGAAGAAAGGUGGCACUCAGAAUAUCAAGAAUCAGGCGUGGUUCGAGGGUUUCGGCUGGGAUGAGAUGGCUAAUUUCACGCUGACACCUCCCUACAAGCCCACCGUGAAGAGCAAGAAGGACGCUGCCAACUUUUCCGCCAACAAGGAGGACAUGCCUCCGCAGAUUCCAUACAAGGAUCCAAAGACUGGAUGGGACCAGGACACGAGAUCGACGAUGCCGACGAUACCAUCUUCGUGUCGAUACAAGAGACAGAGAUGUGAGAUAUGUGUGAGUUGUGUGAACACCAUGACACGGUGA